Molecule: messenger RNA, 391 nt
Organism: Aureobasidium musti
Lineage: Eukaryota; Fungi; Ascomycota; Dothideomycetes; Dothideales; Saccotheciaceae
Source: the annotation of a GenBank genome assembly
CACAACAAGAAUCAAAGUCGCAACAAUGCAAACACCACUAUCCCUCUUCUUUACAACUCUCCUGCUCUUCGUCCUGCCUGCAUUUGCUCAAUUCCAAUUCUUCGAGCAAAUGUUCAACCAAGGUGGUCAGCAAAAUCAACAACCACAAAACGCUGCAUCCGACUCUGCAUGGUACAAGCAACAAUACGAAGCUGGUCAGUCUCAGUCGUCCGUGUACCUCUGCCCUUCCACCCUAUCCUGCGUACAUUUCCCACAUCACUGCCCCUGCGCAUUUCCCGAGCUAGAAGACAAAGUCGAGCUGGACGAUGGCAGUAUGAUCUGUGUCUCAAAGGGAGGCUACAAGGCUGGCGAGGCUGCGAGGAAGAUUGAGUUGGCAAGAAAGGGCUUGUUG